Messenger RNA from Diaporthe citri, 3036 nucleotides. RefSeq lists its product as uncharacterized. Gene Ontology annotation, molecular function: protein binding. The record is from RefSeq and is a predicted model, not a curated record. NCBI's taxonomy places the organism in Eukaryota, Fungi, Ascomycota, Sordariomycetes, Diaporthales, Diaporthaceae. Bases 1 to 3036 code for a protein of 1011 amino acids. The transcript has 2 exons.
AUGGAAGGCUACGGCGUUUCACAGCAAACAGACGAGGGCUAUUCCGAAGACCCCCUGAACCCGCCGUCGCCUGCCAACCUGCCUCUUUCUUCCAAUGUCAAACAGUUGGAAUCCGGAACAGGCGCCUCCCCGCUCCAAAUCAAAGGAUGGCUGUCGGCGCACAUAGCAAGCCUGCCCGCAGAGCUGAGGACUCAACUGACCCUCGAGCUCCUCGAUAACCUGCCCACCAGCCUUGUUGCCGAGAUCGUCGAGAAGAUGAGCCCGCGCCUGUACAUCGACUUCAUCAGAUACCUGCCCGCCGAAAUAUGCCUCAAGAUCCUCGGAUAUCUUGACCCCGUCUCCUUGCUGUCCGUCGCCCAGACAUGCCGCCCCUGGUUCAGCCUAGCCCUCGACCGUACGCUAUGGCAACGUCUGUACCAUAUGGAGGGAUGGAAGGUCAUUGCUUCCGAGAUAGAAGCCGCAGAGGAGCUUGCCAACAGGAGGACCUCGCCCGGCUCUAUGCACCGCCAGAAGUCGGAGGAGGAUGGCCACACCCACAAGAAGCGGGCCGUGUCCCUGGACGAGGACGAGGACCACCUUAUGAUGGACGCCGACCACCUCCUGACCGCCGAGCCCAAGACCCUCGAGGUCGACGAGUCCCUAUUUGGCGGCAGCUCCACCCGGACGAACAUGACGCCAGCCUUGAGGGACCUCAACAUGCAGGGAUCUGGGUCGAGCGCUGGCUCCUUCAUGAGGGUGAAGACGCUCGACAAGGGCAAGGGCAAGGCAGUACCGCGCACCCCGACUGUUGCGCUCUCUCCGCCCGCCUCCUCAUUCAAAUCGAAAUUAUGGAUCUACGACGCGUCGUCUGGCAAGCAGAAGAUCAACUGGCAGUACCUCUACUCGAUGCGGAUGAAGCUCGAGACCAACUGGGAGCAGGGCAAUUUCAAGAACUUCCAGCUGCCCCAUCCGGACCACCUGGACGAGGGCCACAACAAUGAGUGCAUAUAUAGUCUACAGUACAACGAAGAAUACCUGGUGAGCGGAAGUCGCGACCGUACGCUGCGGAUAUGGAAUCUCGCCACGAGGCGGCUGGUCCGGAAACCGCUCGUCGGUCAUAUCGGCUCUGUCCUUUGUCUCCAGUUCGACUCGGACCCGGAGGAAGAUAUUAUUGUCUCGGGUAGCAGUGACUCGGAUGUGAUUGUCUGGCGCUUCUCCACCGGGGAGAUCAUUCAACGACUGACACACGCACAUCGAGAGUCAGUUUUGAAUGUCAAAUUUGACAAGCGCAUCCUCGCCACAUGUUCCAAGGACAGGACCAUCAAGAUCUUCAACCGCCGUGCCCUGAAGGCAGGCGACGCGGGCUACGGCAUGGUCAACCCGGUACCUACCACUGUGAAGAGGUAUGGGUACGAGUCCUCGCCGCUGGAUCAGCUCCCGACAAUCCCACCGUUUACCAUGAUAGGCGUCCUUGAGGGCCACAGCGCGGCAGUCAAUGCGGUACAGAUAGUAGACAAUGAGAUCGUCUCAGCCAGUGGCGAUCGUCAGAUAAAGGUCUGGGACUGGCAGACCGGUGCUUGCAAGAGGACGUUUGUCGGCCACAACAAGGGUAUUGCCUGUGUGCAGUAUGACGGCAAGCGCAUCGUCUCUGGUAGUAGCGAUAACGAGGUGAAGGUCUUCUGUCGGGAGACGGGUAUAGAAGUCGCCAGCCUUAGGGACCACACCGAUCUGGUCCGGACAGUACAGGCUGGCUUCGGCGACCUCCCAUGGAGUGUUGAAGAGGACGCAGCUGAGGCCAGACGAGUAGACCAGGCGUACAUGAAGGCGGUAGAGGAUGGCGAGGUCUCCUCGUCGCCGCGUCGUGGCCGUCCUGGGAACGCCGGAAGCACGGAUCCCGAGGAGAUAACGGCUUAUGGAGCCAAGCUGCCGCCCGGGGGUGGUGGCGGGAGACGAUGGGGCAGGAUUGUUUCCGGGUCUUACGACAAGUCAAUAAUCAUCUGGAGGCGGGACAAGACGGGCAAAUGGAAGCCGCAGCAUCACUUGAAGCAAGAGGAGGCUGCAUCCAGGGCGCUGCACUCGCAUCCCCGCCCACCGACCGAUCCUCCAGCACCCGGCAACAACCCCGGAGGAGCAGGGAAUGCCGGCUCCGGUGCCAACCCGAGAAGACAACAGCCUCCCACAGACUGGGCUCCGGCACCCAUCCUCCGACCGCGUGCCGCAAGGGCAAGCGCUUCCAGUUCGAUGGUUGCCAACCCGUCGGCUUCUUCUGCAGCAUCAGGUUCCUGGACGCCGGCCGGUUCAUCGAGAACACAGCCCGAACAAUCCGGCAGCUCAACGCAGGCGAACACAAGCGCGUCCAGGCCGCGAUUCUCGCACCCUGUCAUCCCGCGAAACCUCCCUCCUGUGCCUUCGGACCAGAUCACUCAUGUCACCUCGCCAGUCAUGGCAACCAUAACACCCUCAUCGCAGCGCUCCUUCGCGCAGCUGAUCGAUCUCAUCGUCCCACAGGGCGUCCAUGCCCUCCAGCAGGCCUUGUCAAACUACCCCACUAUGCUCACCCUGCAAAGCCACCUCCAAACAGCCAUCGACCGAGAGCAGAGCCCAUUUGUACGAUCACAGCUGAGGCAGGUAGUCAGCGCCGCGACGGUCCGCACGCAGGUUGCGCAGGCGAGGGCCCGCCAGCAGGGGAUGCAAGCUCUCCAAGCCGCCGAUGCUACUGCCAUUAGCGGCACAGAUGACGACGCUGGGGCUGGCAGCUCCGCAAACGCCGCCGCCACUGCUGCCGCCGGGGGUUCCAACUCGCACUCGAACUCAGCCCCGGCCACCGCCGCGGCAACCCCAACCGACGUGGCCGGCGGACCACCUGCUGGUGGCCAGCACCGGCUCAACCACCAUGGGGCGCCCGAGGUGGGGAUGCCGACGAGGAUCUACAAGCUGCAGUUCGACGCUCGCCGGAUCAUCUGUUGUAGCCAGACGAGCGUGAUCGUGGGCUGGGACUUUUGCAACGGGGACCCCGAGCUGGAGGAGGUAGCGAGAUUCUUUGCUACAAUGGAUUAA